AUGUGGAUGAACCGCCCAAAAGAUCAUGACAACAAAAUCUGGAUGAACCGCCCAAAAGAUCAUGACAACAAAAUCUGGAUGAACCGCCCAAAAGAUCAUGACAACAAAAUGUGGAUAAACCACCUACAAGAUGAUGACAACAAAAUCUGGAUGAACCGCCCAAAAGAUCAUGACAACAAAAUGUGGAUAAACCACCUACAAGAUGAUGACAACAAAAUCUGGAUGAACCGCCCAAAAGAUCAUGACAACAGAAUCUGGAUAAACCGCCCAAAAGAUCAUGACAACAGAAUCUGGAUAAACCACCUACAAGAUGAUGACAACAAAAUGUGGAUGAACCGCCCAAAAGAUCAUGACAACAGAAUCUGGAUAAACCGCCCAAAAGAUCAUGACAACAGAAUGUGGAUGAACCGCCCAAAAGAUCAUGACAACAGAAUCUGGAUGAACCGCCCAAAAGAUCAUGACAACAGAAUGUGGAUAAACCACCUACAAGAUGAUGACAACAAAAUGUGGAUGAACCGCCCAAAAGAUCAUGACAACAAAAUCUGGAUGAACCGCCCAAAAGAUCAUGACAACAGAAUUUGGAUGAACCGCCCACAAACUCGACAUUAUCACUCUGCCACACCAGGACAGCAACAAAAAAUCUGA
Physella acuta is the source of this 645-nucleotide messenger RNA. RefSeq lists its product as uncharacterized. NCBI's taxonomy places the organism in Eukaryota, Metazoa, Mollusca, Gastropoda, Physidae. The record is from RefSeq and is a predicted model, not a curated record.